AUGCGUGAUGCUCGACUCCGGAGGGGACACAGCGAGCACCGGAGGGUCUUGGCGGGGCAGCACGGGUUCGGUGUCGGCCACCGUAGCGCAGGCAUCGACUUCACAGCAGUGGAGCUGAGAUCCCCUGCUGCUGGCGUAGUCGCAGCCAAAGUGUCGCGGAGACUAGCGCACGCUCGAGCGUGGUUAGCUGCAGCCAGCCUCGACACGAAAGGCGUGCCGCAUGCAAACCUGCCGUGA
Molecule: messenger RNA, 237 nt
Organism: Peronospora matthiolae
Lineage: Eukaryota; Oomycota; Peronosporomycetes; Peronosporales; Peronosporaceae
Source: the annotation of a GenBank genome assembly